UUCAGCGACGUCCACCUGAGAGUGACGGAGAAGAGAGUUCUCAAUACCCUGAAUAAGGACAAGAACAGAGCCACCAUCAGGUUUCCAAUGGAGGGGAAGAUAAAGUCCAAAGACAUGAAAGUCAACUGUCUCCUACAGGCAGCUCUGGGCAGUCUCCCUGUCCAGGAGUUCUCUCUCAAUCAAGACACUCAGAAGAUAUUCCGCUCUGCCUCUCGCCUCUCCAAAUGUCUGCUGGAGCUAAAGAUGCUGGGAGCUGGGUUCCAGUCACUUCUCAACUCAGUACUCCUACACAAGUGUAUUCAGGCCAGACUGUGGGAAAACUCCAAACAUGUGGCGAGACAGUUGGAUAAGAUCGGUACACUUCUCCCAAAAUCUUUACUAGAGUGAUCUGUAUGUAUGUCCACCGCCUGUCAGGUGUGACCAUCAGCACCACUCUGGUGAAUGCCAGACUCACAACAUUUGACAAGAUCCAUGACACCAACCCCAGGGAACUGGAGAUGAUUGUGAAUCGUCACCCUCCAUUUGGGACACAGAUAAGGGAUGCUGUGGCGAGGCUACCAAAAUAUGCCAUCUCUCUGCAACAGUGUGGAGGACGCACCAGUCAGCAGGCAGAUCUGGUGGUAAUGGUCUCCCUCACCAACCACACCCUCCUGAGUGGGGCGGGGCCUGGCGGAGGAGGCCCCACCCU
Molecule: messenger RNA, 688 nt
Organism: Geodia barretti
Lineage: Eukaryota; Metazoa; Porifera; Demospongiae; Tetractinellida; Geodiidae
Source: the annotation of a GenBank genome assembly